AUGGCACAUUUUUUGGAAGUAUCGCAGCCGAAAGUUUUGGUCGCAGAUGGGACCACAUGGUCUACCUUGUUCGGUGCAGCGAGGAGGCAGGGCCUGAGUGGACUGCGGUCUGUAUCAUUGCACGGCGCUCGGUCUCCGUUCGAGAACGAUAUCAGUGCCGAGGUGGUCUUCGACCAGAAUACCUUCCUACCAGCACUCGACUUAUCGCAAAGAGAUAGCAGGGAAUACACGGCUGUUGUGUGCUUUAGUUCCGGCACAAGUGGUAAAGCAAAGGGUGUCGAGCUAUCGCACUACAACUUAGUAGCCUCUAUGCUCAGCAUUCGAUCGACCGAGCCUCACUACUGGGAUGCCAGUAUUCGCGGUGUGUUCUUCGCGCCCUUGUGUCACAUCUAUGGUCUCGUGACCGUCGUCCUGAUGGGAACGUGGAUGGGUCUCUACACUAUGCUUCAGAAGAAAUACACACUCCAAUCCUAUCUCGAAUUAUCUGCCCAAACCCAGUCAAACGCCCUCCGCAUCCUCCCUACCAUCGCCGUCCAAAUUUCCAAACAAACCUCCUUCGACCUAUCCCGAUUGCAAAAUGUAAAAUACAUCAUGUGCUCCGGCGCCGUCCUACCUACGCCCACCAUCCGGCAUUUUCGAAAACACCUUCCCAAUGCCCCGAUCUUCCAGGGUUACGGCAUGACAGAAACGAACAUCACGAUGUUAAAGCCCGAGUCCGCGCACCGCGUGGGGUCAGUCGGGAAACUUUUUGCAGGCAUUGAAGCAAGAAUUGUAGACGAUGAGGGCAGCGACGUAGCAGAAGGGGCGCAGGGCGAAAUGCUUGUGCGUGGGCCGAGUAUAUUCAGGCGUUACCUGCGGAAUAAGGAGGCCACGAGAGAGACAUUCGAUGGCGAGUGGAUGAGGACGGGAGACGUGGCAAGGGUGGAUAAGGAAGGGUAUUGGUGGCUUACUGAGAGGAAGAAGGAGCUGAUCAAGUAUAAAGGGUACGUUUCGUGA
Molecule: messenger RNA, 996 nt
Organism: Didymosphaeria variabile
Lineage: Eukaryota; Fungi; Ascomycota; Dothideomycetes; Pleosporales; Didymosphaeriaceae
Exons: 3
Coding region: 1-996 (331 amino acids)
Biological process (GO): secondary metabolic process
Molecular function (GO): CoA-ligase activity
Source: RefSeq, a predicted model, not a curated record